UCGGCGCGUAUCGACUGUGACGGUCGGUCCUCAGCACACCGCCAUGUACUCGGCGGGACGAGGAGGCUGCGCGCAGGCGCGCGCCAGGCGCUCGAUAGGCGCACGCAGGCCGCGCGGAGCGGGCGCGGUUGGGCCAGUGUCGAGCCAGGCGCCCCGAGCGCCGCCCGCCCGUCGUCGUCGGCGCGUGUUGCGAUGAAGCAACACAAAGAUCUACUGAGAAGGUCAUAUAAUGCUAAAGUUACCCAAAGGCCUUAAAAAGAAGAAAAAAGGCAAAAAAUCAAAACGAAAAGGAGAGGACGAAUUAUUUACUGAAGAAGAGCUCGAAAAAUACAGAAGAGAACAUCAACACCCUGAUAACGGAGAGGCAUCGACUAAAGAAAAUGAAGAAUGGUCCAAAUUUAAGGAUUUGACAACCGGAGUUGAUACUGUACUAAAAAAAACUCAAGGUGAUCUUGAUCGUAUAAAAUCUACGUCCUUCUUUCAGCGUGUUAAAUCAGUUCCAAAAGAAGCUAAACCUGCGAAGGAAGAACUUCAUCGACCCGUAGUCGAAGUUACCGAAGCAGACUUUCCUCAACUUCUUGCCGCUAAAGCAGAAGCUGAGAACGAAGAUAAAAGCGAUUACGGAGUCACUGACGACGAGUCGGAAUACGAAGAAGAUCAAGACGAUAUAUUUGAUACUUCGUACGUUGAUGCCGUUGAACGAGGUGAAGUCAAGCUUGCCUACGUUCCAGAUUCCCCGGAAGAGUUUCAAGACGAUGACAUAUUUGAUACCUCUCAUGUAGAUGCUCUUAUCAAGGGGCAAGAGGGGAAAAGUAUUAAGGGUAAGAAAGCAUUAGAUAUAGGCGUUGCUGUUGAAGUACUAACUGGUCGUAUAGAUAAUGUUAAAAUCACUACUAAACGACCAAAAAGGAUUAUACCAGGUGAUUUAUUAUUAGAAAGUACUGACGGGGAACCUUUACCAAUUUCAACAUCCGCUGUUAGUGAGCCAGUGGAAAAAAGUAUAUUAGAUCUUGACACUGACGUACCCAUUACGACUCCAAUAGACCUUAGUGUUUCUUUACAUACUUCGUUAAUACAGCAAAAGAAAGCGGAAAGCUUAGAAGAGACAACAGUUUUACCAAUCGAAGUAACAGAAACUAAUAGUGCUGAAACUGAGAUUGAUGAAUUUGCACUAUUAGCGGCAGAAUCACUAGAGGUUAAAUCCACUGUUAUCAAACUAGAAGAAAAAGAAAUAGCAGUUGAGCCAGUUUUACAAGAGUCUUGGUCAGUAUUUGAAGCCGAUAAAAACGAAUCUGUUUUUGCAGAAGGCAUUGUUGAAGACCAAUUAGAUGUAAUAGAUCCAUACCUUGAUCAAGAUGACCCUUUCGACACAAGUUUUGCUGAUGCUGUGAUUCCAGCUACCCACCAUAAAGAAAUAAAACAAGAAGCGGUUAUAUUGGAAGACGACGACGAUUUUGACCCUCGAGCGGAAGAAGUUCAAAUACAUUUAAAUAACAGGCGAAAAUCUUCUGUGCGUAUUCAUUUGAUAAAUCCUUCGGGUGUAAGAGAGUCUAUUACUUCUGAUGAUACCUUAGACCCAGAAGAAAGUGUAACUACAAGGGACCUUUUAGGAGGAAGUACUACUGAUUUAUCUCAGUUGGGAGAUUCACCUUUGGAUCCUGUAGAUAUCAAUAACGGGGAAGUAGAUCCAUUUGACACAACAAUUGUUGAUAAAAUCGUAGCACCUGGAAAAGUAGAGUUAAAGUUGUUAGAACAAGAACUGAUUGGAAGUGCACCCUCCACGUCUAUAUUUCGAGUGCCCAGUGAUCCUGACUUUGAUCCUAGAGCUGAUGAACCUAUACAAUCAGAAAGAAGAGCAUCGCGUCCUGAAAAUCUUAUUGUAAGUAAAAGUGUGGUCUUCGAUGUUGAUGGAGCAGAGUCAUCGGAGUUAGAUAGUAAAUUUAAAUCAGGAAAACCGUUGACACCAUAUUAUACUAGGGAAGUUUCCAUAACUGAAGAUUUAGACGAAGAAGCGGAGACUUUUGAUAAAGUACCAGAAGUUCUAACAAGAGCUCGCUCCGAGGAAGAUUUGACAACAAACACCGUUUACCCUCGGAAUAAGCGGCGACACUCAGAGUUCCCUCAAUCGGCUCAAAAUAUAAGUAAUUCAAAGGCGAGUGACUUGCUUCACGGCAAACCUAACGAAAUAGAGGUUAAGGUAUUGACACCGAUCGGCCCGCCUGCCAAGCACGCCUCUGCCAAAGUAGAGUCCGAUCCAUUCGAUACUUCGUUUGCUACAAAUAUUGCACCGAGUAAAACUGAAUUGAAGUUAUUAGCAAAGGAAUUCUCCUGCGACGAUACUGCUCCUGACGGCGAACCUGACUUAUUAGAAACUUCAGACGAUAUUUUUCAUAUUAAAGCGCUCACCCCAGAACCGCCUGAUACUCAAAGCUCAAAAGAAGAAGAUUUUGAUCCAUUCGAUACUUCGUUUGCCAGUGAUCUUAAUCCCGGUCGAACUGAAAUUAAAUUACUCGAUAUGAAUGACAUGACGGCGCCAGUGUCGGCAACUGAAAUCCUGAAUCCCUUCAUGAUGUCCGAUCCGGAACCCUCUGACGUCGGAACCGGAGAUAACCCGUUCGCAGCCAGCAAUCCCUUUUCAGAUUUCGGUGACACCUAUGAACCGCAAGUCGGCGACACGGUGCCCGCGGACAUCUUCGGGGGCGCCGAGCCCGCAGCCGUCUGCGCCAAACAGUUUACCGAUAUCGACGCUAUCGAUGUAUUCGGAAACCAAACUGUCGAAGCUGAAAGACUUAUGAAACCGACUGAACUCGAGCUGGUCUCCACCAUCGUCGACUGCAGCUAUUCGAACGAAGACGACACCAGAGAGUCACGGCCGGCGAUGCGCCCGUUGCCUACCGAAACACAAAAUCUAAUCUUAACAGUGACAGGACAAAUGGAAUUUACGAGUUCCGAUUUGUUAGAUCGUAUCCCGCCGACGCGCACUCCGAGUCCCGUUUCGGUACGCGACAUCCAUUCGCCCAGCCCCACGCCCGAGCCCGACCUGUUCGAGGAGCCCCCCGCCGCCGCCGCCGUCGCCGCCGCCCCCGCCGCCGCCGACUUCAACCGCAACAAGCCCGCCCGGCCGCCGCCCGCGCGCCCGCCCCGCCCCGCGCCGCCGCCGCGCCCGGCGCAGGCGCCGCCGGCCGCCGCCGACGAGAUCAACCUCUUCGACGCUCCCGUCCCGACUGUUGUGAAACCUACCAAAGAAGCGAUCUUGAGUUUGUAUUCCGUUCCGAAAAAAGAAGAGAAACAAAUAGAUUUUCUGAGCGACGACAUACCGGAGCUGUCGUCCGAGGUCCCGCAGUCUCGUCCGACAGACAUAACGUUGACGUCUACGACGACCGACUCCGCUGGCUCGCUAUUCACUGAGCCGGUCGCUUCGGUCGCGCCCGCCUUCACUGAGCCGGACACUCCCGACGCAGCGUUCGCCGCGUCGACGUCGACUCCCGUCGUGGAGGCGGAGGUGCCGAUGGACUGCUCCGAGCCGUCGGCAGAAAUUCCUUCCUCGUUGAACGCGUCCCCGUUCGCCGAUAUUACCGAAUAUCAAGUUCACCCAAUCAACGAGACCGAUAAAAAUCCGUUCGAAAGCGACGACAUGAGAGAUGACAGUCUUUUCGGUGCAGAAGUCCUCAAAUCCGAGGACGUUCACAUGACUCCGAACGUCGACGACACUCCUUUCACCGUAAACGACGUUUUCGUUUCCGCGCCUCCGUCCAACGUCAGCGGGUCUCCCAUGGACGCGUUCGGCGCCAGCGCAGACGAGCGAGCCGACGACGCGUUCGCAGCGCACGCGCAGCCCGCGUCGGCGCCCGACGUCGGCUGGGACGCGAGCGAGUCGAUGGGCGAGGAUCCUUUUCCUAAGUCACAGGACGCCUUCGACGCCUUCUCCGCUAAGUUCGAUUCCACCGGAGCGAAUCAAAUGUAUACAGACGCGUGGGGCGACAACGGCGCCGACGACGUCGGGCCCGCCGGCUUCGAGGCCGAAGCGUUCGACCCGUUCCUGAGCAUGGGCGCGCCCCCGCCGCCCGCCGCCACGCCGCGCCUCGAGCACCAGGACUCGCGAGACUCUGCGGACGACACGUUCUCCGUGUUCAUUCGACCCAAGGAGGCAGACGCGAGCGGAGCGGAGAGCGUGCCGGCGCUGGCGCCGCCGCCGCGGCCGCAGGCGCCGCCCGACGCGGCGCGCGUCAACCCCUUCGACGCGAGCGGCGCCGAGCCGUCCUCUACCUCCACAGAGCAGGGCCGGGCGCGCGCCGGCAGCGGCGCCGAGACGCCGCCCACGCCGCUGUUCGACGACGACGUGUCGGUGCCGCUGGAGGACUUCCCGCGCGUCAAGUACGGCGGGCCCGGCUGGGAGAUGCAGCUGCGGCAGCCCAACAAGAAGAAGAUCACCGGCCAGAGGUUCUGGAAGAAGAUAUUCGUGCGUCUGGCGAUGCAGGGCGACAGCCCGGUGGUGCAGCUGCUGAACAGCGCGAGCGACAAGGAGCCCCUCCAGGAGCUGCCGCUGCAGGCGUGCUACUCCGUGUCCGAGGUGGGCGCGCAGCAGUUCGACCAGUUCGGCAAGAUCUUCACUGUCAAGCUGCAGUACGUCUUCUACAAGGAGCGACCUGGCGUCAGGCCGGGCCAGGUGACGAAGGCGGAGCGCAUCACCAACAAGCUGUCGCAGUUCGCAGCCUACGCCAUCCAGGGCGACUACCAGGGCGUCAAGGAGUUCGGCAGCGACCUGCGCAAGCUGGGCCUGCCCGUGGAGCACGCGCCGCAGGUGUCGCAGCUCUUCAAGAUCGGCUCGCUGAACUACGAGGACAUGAAGCAGUUCUCGUGCUGCGUGGAGGAGGCGCUGUUCCGGCUGGCGGCGCACCGCGACCGCGCGCUCGCCUACAAGAUGGAGGAGGUGCAGAUCACGGCGGUGGACGAGCUGUACGUGGAGCAGGACGCGGAGGGCUCGGUGCUCAAGCAGAUCGCGCGCGUGCGGGUCUUCUUCCUCGGCUUCCUGAGCGGCAUGCCGGACAUCGAGCUCGGGGUGAACGACCUGCGGCGGCAGGGGCGCGAGGUGGUGGGGCGCCACGACAUCAUCCCCGUCGCCACGGAGGAGUGGAUCCGCGUCGAAGAGCCCGAGUUCCACGCCUGCGUGCAGCCGCAGGCCUUCGACGACGAACAGAUCAUUAAGUUCAAGCCACCUGACGCGUGCUACAUCGAGCUGAUGCGGUUCCGCGUGCGCCCGCCGAAGAACCGCGAGCUGCCGCUGCAGCUGAAGGCGGCGUGGUGCGUCGCAGGCAACAAGGUGGAGCUGCGCGCGGACGUGCUGGUGCCGGGGUUCGCGUCGCGCGCGCUGGGGCAGGUGCCGUGCGAGGACGUGGCCAUCCGCUUCCCCAUCCCCGAGUGCUGGAUCUACCUCUUCCGCGUCGAGAAGCACUUCCGCUACGGCUCCGUUAAGUCGGCGCACAGACGCACCGGCAAGGUGAAGGGCAUCGAGCGCUUCCUGGGCGCCGUGGACACGCUGCAGGAGUCGCUCAUCGAGGUGACGUCGGGCCAGGCCAAGUACGAGCACCAGCACCGCGCCAUCGUGUGGCGCAUGCCGCGCCUGCCCAAGGAGGGCCAAGGCGCGUACACGACGCACAACCUGGUGUGCCGCAUGGCGCUCACGUCGUACGACCAGGUGCCGCAGGAGCUGGCGCGCCUGGCGCACGUGGAGUUCACCAUGCCGGCCACGCAGGUGUCCCACACCGUGGUGCGCUCCGUGUCGCUGCAGCAGCACGACGGCGAGCCGCCCGAGAAGUGCGUGCGCUACCUGGCGCGCCACGAGUACAGCGUGGGCAUCGAGCGCACCAGCGGCGGCGCCGCGCCCGCCUACGCGCUCGCCGCCGGCAGGGAGCCCGCGCCCGCGCCCGCGCCCGCCGCCGCGCCCGCGCCCGCGCCGCCCUCCUCCGACUCCGACUCCGACUAGAGCAUGCCAAAACCCACCGCGACUAUUUCGUCUCCUGAACGACGAUUUGGCUAGCCUUCUAAGUAUUUUUAAGACAGGAAUGUACCUAUCUACUUAAUAUCUCAGCAUCUAUUUAUAACUAAAUGAUAAACACACAUAUUUAUGAAGAUAUUUAUAUUUGUAUAGAUACCUACGUAUAUUUAUUUUAGAGAAGUGUACAAUUGUGCGAGUCUGCGAGCGAACGCGCUCGUCCACUGCAAUGACGUCGUGUACUCGCAGUCACCCGCUACCGCGUCGUAUGAGUGCAGAAACGCACCCAAUUACUCGACGUUUACAUUUAGAGAGUAGAAGGCAGCGUUCGCUAAAUUGUUAAUGCAACCUGAUGUACCUCCGGAGUGCUGAUCACAGAGAGCAAGCGCGCGCUCGUGCGGCAGCGGCAGCGGCAGCGGCAGCGGCAGCGGCAGCGGCAGCGGCAGCGGCAGCGGCGUGACGAGUCUGCGCACUCGCAUGCGAAUGAAGUAUAAAUUGCCGUUAGCGGUGUUACUCUUAUCUGAAUCCACGUAAAUAUUACAGAUAAAUUUAGAGAGUAGACAAAAAAUGUGUAUAUAAAUAAUAAAUUUACCUGUAAUGUAUUGUAAUGAACAUUAGCGAAGUAACGACCAUCCCACCGCGCACGUCGCGCACACGGCGCGGGCGCGGCUCGCGUGUGAGCUUACACUACACCUAUAUGAUAUCAUUAUUAUAUUAUAUAAUUAUGUAAUUUAACGCCUAAUCAGAAUGUUGUUAGAGUGCGCGUUAACUAUUAGAACUCCGCCACGUAGGUAGGUACGAGUCCUAGAGCGACACGACUGUCGCGUUGCGCACUGCGGACUGAGCGUACGCAUACGCUUCCUCUAUAUUAUAUUCAUAUAUUGCAGUAGAUAAACCUAUUUAAACUUGAGAUGAAAAUAUAUUAGAAAUAAAGGUCCAAUUAUGUUAACUUAUUACACUUAUGUUGCACAGCGAAGCUGAAGAGAUGUAAAGUAAACGUUUUACUUACAAGCUGUACCUAUGUUACAUAUACCUACCUACCAACACGUGUGUGCUAGCACUGCUACUCGUAUGCUCGCCAUGCUCCGGAAGCGUAUUCCUGUAGCGGACUGCGUACCGCGCACGCCGCGUACCUACUCUGGAUACGCUCAGCUGUAAGGCAGCAAGGCUACACUCACGCUUAGCUUUCGUACUCGCCGCCUCAUUUGUUACUGUCUGUACCUGUUUGUAUCGCCGGCAGUCGGCGCCGCCCCCAGAGGUGCGGUAGUGUCGUUUGUAUCUCGAGCACAAAUUCAACAAAGUUACCAAUUUAUAGUGUAAUAUAAAUCCGUUUCUGUUAAUUGCUGUUGAUGAUAUUCCAGUCGGCAUCGCUUAUAUUAAACUUCCAUUGUAUAUACAUAGAUGGGGCUGAUGUGGAAUCAUAAUACUCUGUAGUGUGUAGUCGCUGUACUGAGUGUAGAUAUAUAUUAAUAGAUUGAUCGGAUAUUGUUGUGCAAAACUUUAUUGUUUGUUGUUGAAAUCAUAUUAUAGUCCCUUCGAGUCGACGACUUGUCACAUAUUAUGCGCUGGCGUACAUAGCUACCCCGUAGUGUAAUGGAGCUGACACAUAAUUAUAUCGAUUGUUGUAUCCGUUCUGCGUAUAGUUCAAAGAGUAAAAUGUAUUGGUAUAGUUAUUCCGCGGCGUUCAGAGGAGCGCGACGGCCGCAGGCGGAGACGCGAUGGUCGCGUUGCCGUCGCGCCUCGCUUGCGCUGAGAGACGACGUAAUGUUUUGUUGUCAAUAAAAUUACUACCAUUGUGA
Messenger RNA from Bicyclus anynana (squinting bush brown), 7791 nucleotides. Its product is annotated as protein stoned-B-like. Lineage: Eukaryota; Metazoa; Arthropoda; Insecta; Lepidoptera; Nymphalidae. The transcript is spliced from 13 exons. Gene Ontology annotation, biological process: regulation of endocytosis; synaptic vesicle endocytosis; clathrin-dependent endocytosis. Gene Ontology annotation, cellular component: AP-2 adaptor complex; synaptic vesicle. The coding region runs from base 230 to 5983 and encodes 1917 amino acids. Gene Ontology annotation, molecular function: clathrin-cargo adaptor activity. The record is from RefSeq and is a predicted model, not a curated record.